Molecule: messenger RNA, 1255 nt
Organism: Monascus purpureus
Lineage: Eukaryota; Fungi; Ascomycota; Eurotiomycetes; Eurotiales; Aspergillaceae
Source: the annotation of a GenBank genome assembly
AUGAAUGCAAAUGCGUUUCUUAUGUCCCACUACACCGGCCGUAAUAAAUCCCCUACGGCGCCCUUGACUUCGGAUGAGCCAUCAUCGAUACUUUGCUCCGCGCAUCUGAUCGCCGUGAUUCUUGUCCAGAGAGACAACGGCAGCCCGAGCACAAAGGAGGCGGCUGAAAGGCUAGGACGAAAAGCGAGCAUGUAUACGGCGGUUCUUGCCUCGCAGGAAUCAGUCUCAUCCCUCACUUCGACCGUGCUGAAAGACGGCCAUGGCAUUGGUAUCCAACGAAGACAUCCAAGCCGCGUCUUCUCACAGGAUGUUGUCUGCUCCACAUCUUCACCAGCAGGACAGCUGACGCUCAUUGAACCAAGGUGCUCCAGCCCAAUCACUCCGGCCAAAGGGGGCAGCAUCAUCCAUGUAGCCUCCCUCGUGCCAUUCCAGGGAGGACUCACAGUCCCGAGUUUCAAUGGCUUCUUCAUUCAUAUUGUCCAGGAUGCUCAUGCUUGUGGUGCCAUCGGUAACAGCAACACAGCACCAUUCGAUGAAAUCACCUCGCCACAGGUUGUCAACCUCGUUUCUGUCCUAGCGGAAUGCAUAAAGCCGCGUGAGAAGCGAGUGUGUGAAUUGAAUCUGGUUCGAAGCUCCCGGCGUAAGCUUACACCUGCAGGCCCAGGCCGUGAGGCUUAUGCCGUGUAUCGGCUGGACCCUCACGAAAUGGGCAAAACCAUUCUCCUGCGGAAUGCUCUCAUUCUGGUUCGAUCCGGCGAGUCCGAUGACCAUGUCGUGCCUCUCCGGGAACACUCCCUGCUCAUCGAGGGCAACAGAAUCAGCAAGAUCGCACCUCAAGUGACUGCUCCAUCGGCAGAGACAUUGGUCAUUGACUGUACCGGAAGGAUCAUCUCCCCGGGUUUCAUUGAUACACACCAUCAUCUGUGGCAGACACAACUCAAGGGAAGACAUGCGAAUCAUACGCUGUUAGAGUACAUGCCAUCCGGCAACAUGCAGUCUGCGAACUACGCGCCCGAAGAUGUAUUCUGGGGCGAACUGGGCGGGUUCCUCGCGGCAUUGGAUGCGGGAACGACCACGGUCGUUGACUAUGCCCACAUCAACUGCACGCCGGAGAAUAGCAGGUUUCGUCCUAUUUGUGGUUAACGCGAGGACAACCAACCCAUCUAACUGCGAUGCGUAGCCUAUAACGCCCUUCAAGCCGCGAUAUCAUCCGGGCUUCGCGUGGUAUUCUGUUAUACGCCCACGCUGACCGUCA